AUGAACUCCAACGAGCUGGUUCACUACCUCGCCGACAAGCCUCCUUCGGUUGUCAGGCUCGAGAUUGAGAAGCACUUUGAGGCAUUGAACGAUAAGCAGAAGCGUUAUGCUCACUACAUCAGCAAAGCUGCUUUCGCCGGUACCAGAAUUGUCCUUCGACAGAUCUCCCCCGAGUCUGAGCCCAUCUUUGACUUGAUUCUGUCUCUACACAAGUCUGCAAAUGGCGAUUGGAAUGCAUUGGCCAAGAAGGCCGGUGUUGAGGAGGAAGAGGCUACUCGCUUCCUCGAGUACGCUGCCAUGUUUCUCGGCAACAAUGGCAACUACAAGAGCUUCGGUGACUCCAAGUUCAUUCCUCGCUGCUCCGAGAAGACUGUCGCUGCUCUUGCUGCCACCUCCCCUGAGGCCCAGAAGUUCUACGAGGCCACCAAGGGUGGUAUCUUCAGCUCUGACAACCCUGCCAUGAUGCACCUGGGCUACCCUGAUGAUGGACACAUGACUACUUACUACCCCGAGUCCUCCCACAUCACCAAAGACGAUAUCAAGGCCGUCUCAGGCUGGAUGGAGUCCAAGGGUCUGCUCCCCGAGAACAACCGUCUUCGCAAGACCUCUGAUGGCAACUUUGAAAUCCUGAUCGCCUCCGCCGUUAAGGAAAUCCCCAGCAACGGAGGUGAUAUUGGUAAGCAGACUGAGUUCACGGUCGAAGAUGGAGCUCUAAAGGGCAAGGCUAUCAAGCUAGUCUACGGUGACUACGCUGAGGAGAUGAAGAAUAUCACCGCUUUCAUCAACGGUGCUGCUGAGAACGCUGAGAACGACACCCAAAAGAAGAUGCAUGAGGCUUACAGCAAGUCUUUCGAGACUGGUUCUUUGGAAGACUUCAAGAACAGUCAAAGAUACUGGAUCAAGGACAAGGGACCUAUGGUUGAGUCUAACAUUGGAUUUAUUGAGACUUACCGUGACCCUGCUGGUAUCCGCGGAGAGUGGGAAGGUUUCGCAUCUAUGGUUAACUUGGAGCGGACUCGUGCCUUUGGUGAGCUCGUGGAGAAGGCUCCCAAGCUUAUUCCCCUUCUGCCCUGGGGUGCCGACUUUGAGAAGGACAAGUUCCUGUCUCCCGAUUUCACUUCUCUUGAGGUUAUGACAUUUGCUGGCUCCGGUAUCCCCGCUGGUAUCAACAUCCCCAACUACGAUGACAUUCGUCAGACCGAGGGUUUCAAGAACGUGUCGCUCGGCAAUGUGUUGAGUGCCAAGGCUCCUGAUGAGAAGAUCCCCUUUAUCCGUGAUGAGGAUCUCGAGGUCUACAAGAAGCAGCGCGAUGCUUCUUUCGAGGUCCAGGUUGGUCUUCAUGAGCUUACCGGUCACGGUUGCGGUAAGCUCCUUCAGGAGACUUCCCCAGGCACCUUCAACUUCGAUAAGGAGAACCCUCCCGUCAGCCCUGUCGACAACAAGCCUAUCGCAACAUGGUACAAGCCCGGUCAGACUUGGGGCUCCGUCUUCGGUAGCAUUGCUGCCUCAUACGAGGAGUGCCGUGCUGAACUUGUUGCCAUGCACCUGAGCUGCGAGUUCCCUGUUCUCAAGAUCUUUGGCUUCGGCGAUGGUUCCGAGGACAUGAGCAGUGAGGCUGGCGAUGUUUUGUUCGCCUCCUAUCUGUCCAUGGCCCGAGCUGGACUUGCUUCACUGGAGAUGUGGGACCCCAAGAGCCAGAAAUGGGGACAGGCUCACAGCCAAGCCCGCUUCUCCAUCCUCAAGUGCUUCCUUGAGGCUGAGGAUGAUUUCUGCAAGCUCGACUACAAGCAAGAUGACCUUUCAGACCUGACCAUCAAGCUCGAUCGCUCCAAGAUCCUCACAGCUGGUCGAGAUGCUGUUGCCAAGUAUCUCCAGAAGCUUCACAUCUACAAGUCGACUGCUGAUGUCAAGACGGGCACCGACUUCUAUGUCCACAUGACAACCGUCGACCCUGACUUCUGGGGCAAGAAGGUUCGCGAUAUUGUUCUCAAGAACAAGCAGCCUCGCAAGGUCUUUGUCCAGGCCAACACCUCUCUGGAUGAAUCAUCUGGAAAGGUCUCUAUCAAGCACUACGAAGCCUCAUUGGCCGGCAUGGUCCAGAGUUGGGUAGAGCGCGACCUGUGA
Molecule: messenger RNA, 2124 nt
Organism: Fusarium coffeatum
Lineage: Eukaryota; Fungi; Ascomycota; Sordariomycetes; Hypocreales; Nectriaceae
Exons: 8
Coding region: 1-2124 (707 amino acids)
Biological process (GO): proteolysis
Cellular component (GO): cytoplasm
Molecular function (GO): dipeptidyl-peptidase activity; metalloexopeptidase activity
Source: RefSeq, a predicted model, not a curated record